AUGGAGACAAAGUCCUCGUUGGACCGGUUAGCGCACAUCGCCAACAUCACGCACGAGCUUACUGAGCUUGACCGACAGAUCAAGCUGGAGAAAACACCGGAUACACACGACACUGACUUGGGUGCGAUGCACCAUGGAAAUAUGAAUGGACAUGGGAACCAUGCGAACGGACAGCAUGGGGAGAGACACAGGCUGGAUACGCCGCUGGGGGACCAUGGGCUUAAGCCGAGGAGACUAGCGUGUACUUCUUGUCGGCAGCAGAAACUGAAGUGUGAUGCCCAGACGAGGGAUCCGCUUCCGUGCACGAGAUGUGAAAAGAAGGGGAUAGAAUGUGUGGUGAAGGCUGAUUUCAAGAGAACAGAGAAGAGAGCGAGGUUGGCGCUGAUCGAGAAGGAGUUUGCGGAGCUUAAGAAGACGUUUACGGGUCCCGUGGGGCUGGGAACGACGGUAACAGGGGUUCCUCAGGCUCCACAGGUUCCGCUGGUGCCUGGAAGGACGUUUUCUUCUGAAGGAACGCCUCAUUCGGUGCUGUACCUGCCGGCUCCAGGCCAUGAGGGACAGACUGCUCCUGCUAUUCAGGCUCCACAGUCUGCUCAGGUUCAUCUGGUGCCCCAGGUUCCUCAUCAACCUCCACAUGUUCCGCUUGAGGCUCACCAGUCGCCAGAAGGACCCCAGUCGAGGCUGUUUUUGAAUAUAAACCCUACAGAAAAACCGUCCCAGGCUCACCACUUUGCGGUGCCUGACCACGCUUUGCUCUGUGAAGAGAAAUCGCUUGGAACUGUCACUUUACUGCCUGAAGCUAUUGUGCUGUUGUACAUGGACUAUGUUCGCUACUACCAUCCGACUUUACCCGUGGUGGAGGUCGCUAGAGGCCCUGAACGAAUUUAUCGUCUUUGUCCGUCGCUUUUCUGGGUAAUUAUGUUUGUUGCGCUGCGUCGGUACGACGAUAAUGGUUCGCUUCUUUUGACUUUGCUGCCGCUAAUCAAAGACAUUCUUUCGGAAAUCACCAUCUCUCCAAUCACACGGUACCAUCCAACAGAAGAAGAUGAACCUAUCAUGAACGCUUGUUCGGUUUAUUCUGUCCAGGCAUUUAUCAUAUACUCCAUCUGGCCACCAUUGACGUCCUCGCUUAGUUCGGACUCUUCCUGGAACACUAUCGGUGUGGCUUUGUUCCAGAGUAUCCGUAUCGGUCUCCAUUCUUCAGGCCAAGUGCUUGAUCAGGCCCAGCUGGAACCAAUUCCGCCUCAGCAGUAUGCUAUGGCUCAGGAGCAAAUGAAAACAUGGAUAGUGUGCAACAUAGUAUCUCAGAAUAUCGCUACAGUGUUUGGAUUCCCAGCUUUCGUUCAAUUCGACUCUUUACGUCCUCAGUACGUGGACUUGCCUGUUGCUACAAGGCAUUUAAUGGAGAUUGCCCAUUUUGAAGACCAGGUAGCGAGAUCGUUGACUUCUAAUACCCGUGUUGAUUACGGAACCCAUCAGGUCAACGAGCGCCUUUCACUUAUCAAGGUUCUUCUUCGACAACUCGACCAGCUUGAGCUUAAACUUACUUCUGAUAAUGUGCCUGAUAACGGUUACAGGAAAAUCAAGUACAUUGUUGCUAGAGUGCAUCUUUUGACCCACUAUUUCUUGGACGCCACCAACAUCCCUCCUUUUGAGCUUUCCAAGGGUUUAGUGAGACUUUACAACGCUGCCAUUUCACUCAUUACUUGCGUUCAAACACUUAUUGCUAUUGAAAAGGACUUUGUGAAGUUCAUGCCGGUGGUAUCCAUUUUGAACAUUUGGCAGGCGUCGUUUGUCAUUGUGAAACUUGCCAAUUCGCCUCUCAAAUCGGUGCUCAAUGUUGAGCUGGGUAAGCUGACGUACAUGAGCGCCAUCACCAUUGUUGCUAAAGCAUCUAUCUUAAAGCACGAUGUCGCCUAUAGAGCCAGUGGAAUUAUGAGAAACAUGUGGCCGCUUUUUAAGACUCUUGAUGAGAAACAAAUGACCACUCUUUCAAUUCGUACAAGAACCAGAAUGGCUGCAUCCUUGUUUUUUGACUGUUUGUCGCUUCUUCGUGACCAAGUGGGCAUGGCCCAGCUCAGUAUUCGUACUGAUGUCAGAGACCAAGCUGAAGAUAACGACGAAGAGAGUAAUCUGUAUGGAGAAGACGAAGAAGACGAAGAACAGGCUGUUUCCUCUGAUGAAGAAGUGGCCGUUGAUACCAAAGGCCGCAGACAAAGCAAGACACCAAGCCAGAAGUCCACGCCAGGCAGCAUCACCAGUUCUGGCCGCAGAAGACGCAGAUCCUUAUCGAACGUUGGUGACGCCGAAAGCAAAGCCCGUCGUAUUAUACGUACCAUUCCUUUGGACCCGCAGCCCAUUGCUGCGUCGAAGAGAAGCUCGAUCUUUAAAGUGGUGAACACCAGUGCGGAAACUUCACCCAGUGUUAGAAACGACGAGUCCCAUUCACGCAGUUCUGGAUCGCCAGGGUCGAUUCUCAAGAACCCCCACCAAGCCUCAGUUGCAGCACACCAAAACGGACAGUACCAGCACCAGCAGCACCAUCAUCAACAUCACCAGCAGCACCAGAACCAUCAUCAUGUCCCUGCCACACCCCAAAUACAAGUGGCAGGCAACGCCAUGCGCAACCCUCAUAGACCAAAGAACAAGGAGGCGUCAGAGAUGUACUUGAGCUUUGACGAGUCUCCUUCGCAGGGCGUUGGAAACCUCGAUGUGUUUGACGUGAACAGUGACUUGAUCUGGAAGGAUGUGGAUAGUCUUAUGAACGACUUUGGCUCAAAAGCGGAAAUGGUCAACCCUCACGAGCAGCAGCAGCUGGCGCUCCUCGCUCGUAUCAUCAACAGCACCAAAGCAUUAAAUGAUUCAGUCCACGAUAUGAACUUGUUUUUGCAUAAAAUCAACAGUGACAAUAAAAAUAUAGAUAUUGUGGCGCAGAUGUGGGAGAAUUACUCUCAGAAUGCUGAAUAUAAUCUUGAAGCCACGGGCCAGAAACGGAAACCACUUUAG
Molecule: messenger RNA, 3006 nt
Organism: Candidozyma haemuli
Lineage: Eukaryota; Fungi; Ascomycota; Pichiomycetes; Serinales; Metschnikowiaceae
Exons: 2
Coding region: 1-3006 (1001 amino acids)
Biological process (GO): attachment of spindle microtubules to kinetochore; regulation of DNA-templated transcription
Cellular component (GO): DASH complex; nucleus; mitotic spindle
Molecular function (GO): DNA-binding transcription factor activity, RNA polymerase II-specific; transcription cis-regulatory region binding; zinc ion binding
Source: RefSeq, a predicted model, not a curated record